AUGGUAAAAACUGAACAUCGUUAUUCAAUACCAUGGGAAACAAUUCAUCAACAACAACAACAACAACAGCAAGUUGAUUAUUAUAUGGAUAUACCAACAAAUUCUUAUACGAAUGUUAAUUUAAUUAUUAAUAAUACAAAUCAAACAACUUCAAUAGAUACAUUACAAAAUGUAUCAACAACCGAAAAAAAUUUAUCAUCAAAUGAAUUUAAUUUAAAAAUAACAUCUAAUCAUAAAGAAAUAUAUCCAUGGAUGAGUGAAAAAAAACAUGGAAAUAAUAAAAAUAAACAUAAUUCAAAAAAUUCAAAUUCUUCAAUAUUUCCUACUUCUGAUAAAAAUAAUUCAACAUUAAUAUCAAAACGAGCUCGAACAGCUUAUACAAGUUCACAAUUAGUUGAACUUGAAAAAGAAUUUCUUUAUAGUAAAUAUUUAAAUCGUCCACGACGUAUUGAACUUGCACAAACACUUUGUUUAUCGGAACGACAGAUCAAGAUAUGGUUUCAAAAUCGUCGAAUGAAAGAUAAAAAAGAUGGCAAAAAUCGAAUAUCAUAUACGAAUGGAUGUAAUAAUAAUUUAAAUAAUUCACCAUUAGCUAGUUCAACAACAGAAAAAGAUGAUUUAACAUUUCGUUCAUAUCAUCAUCAUCAUAAUUAUUAUCAACCAACACCACCUAUAUCCGUAACAUUUCCUUCUAUACCAUCAUCAUUUCAAAAUCAACUUAAUUAUAGAUCAUCUCAAACAAAUAAUUUAUAUGAUAUGACAACAAAUUAUUCUAUAAAACAAUCAAAUUAUUAUAAUAAUCAAAAUAAUUUUAAAACAAAUUAUCAUACAUCAAUAUUUCCAACAUCAUAUGAUAAUUAUUAUUUUAAUUCAGAAAAUUCAAUAAUACAUCAUCAACAACAAACCGGUUCAAUAUUACCACCAUUUGUUUAG
Rotaria sordida is the source of this 933-nucleotide messenger RNA. NCBI's taxonomy places the organism in Eukaryota, Metazoa, Rotifera, Eurotatoria, Philodinida, Philodinidae. The record is from the annotation of a GenBank genome assembly.